UUUAACCGUCUAAGUUAGUUAACGGUAACUACUGAAAACGAAAACUAAAAAUAAAAAAAAAGAAAGAAACAAAACAAAAAAAUGUUGAUCGACGCGAAGAUGACCAGCACGUAGGGUGUAUAUCGUUUCCUGAUAUCUUCUGUUUUAUUUAUUUACUUCUAAAGAAAUCUGUCUUUCAAUAUGCCUGGAUUAAUGAAUGUUACAGAUUUUGUUGCCGAGACCAGAGAGGACUACAAUUCUCCAACUACAUCAUCCUUCGUCACUAAAAUACCCCUAUGUCGUCAAACAGUUAGUUCUCUAGAAGAGACACUUGAUUUUGAUCGAGAUGGCCUAACCAAAAUGAAAAAAGCAGUAAAGGCAAUUUUUAACAGUGGUAAUGCACACGUGGACAAUGAAGUUUAUUUAUCUAAAGCAUUAGACAGGCUUGGAGCAAAUGCCAUGACAAAGGACCAAGAACCUGACAUAGGUGCAGCUUUCAUAAAGUUUUCUAUUGUUACAAAAGAAUUAUCAGCCUUAAUGAAAACCCUUAUGCAGAAUUUAAAUAACAUCAUAAUGUUCCCACUAGAUAAUUUAUUGAAAGGAGAUUUAAAAGGUGUCAAAGGUGAUCUCAAAAGGCCAUUUGACAAAGCUUGGAAAGACUAUGAAACUAAAAUAUCUAAAAUUGAAAAAGAAAAGAAACAGCAAGCAAAAGAAGCUGGACUAAUACGAACUGAAAUAUCACCUGCUGAGAUUGCAGAAGAAAUGGAAAAAGAAAGGAAAAUAUUUCAACUCCAAAUGUGUGAAUAUCUCAUUAAAGUUAAUGAAAUAAAAACUAAAAAAGGUGCUGAAUUACUGCAACAUUUAGUUGAAUACUAUCAUGCUCAAAACAAUUAUUUUCAAGAUGGUUUGAAAACUAUAGAACAUUUUAAUAAUUAUAUUAAAGAAUUAUCUAUAAAAUUGCAAAAAAUUAAACAAAAGCAAGAUGAGGAAAGGAAAAAGCUUGUUGAUUUACGUAACACUCUUAGAAAUUCUCCUUCCCUUGAUUCAAGAGAGAGCUUAGUACUUUAUCCAUCUGGUUACACACCUCACCAACCAUCAGGAAAUGAAAAUUUUGGUUACACUAAAGUUGGCAAUCUUUUUAAAAAGUCUGACGGAAAAGUAAGAAAAGUUUGGCAGAAACGAAGGUGUGAAAUUAGAGAUGGAUUCCUCUAUAUUUCUCAUUCUGAUGAAACAAAAGCACCUACAAAACUGAAUCUUCUUACAAGUCAAGUCAAAGUUGUGCAAGAAGAAAAAAAGUGUUUUGAUCUCAUAUCAUAUAAUCGAACCUACCAUUUCCAAGCAGAAGACGAGAAUGAGAUGGAGGUAUGGAUGUCUGUUCUUGUAAAUUGUAAAGAAGGAGCACUCAGGAAAGCAUUCGAUGAUUCUGGUCAGACGGGUGGAACUAAAGUCAAUCAAAGUCUAAUGGAACUUCAGCAGGGUAUUAUUCGACAAGUACAAAGAUUACCUGGUAACGAUCGCUGCUGCGACUGCAACUCUUCUAAAGAUCCAACCUGGCUCUCUACCAAUUUUGGAAUAUUGAUGUGUAUCGAGUGUUCAGGCAUUCAUCGAGAUUUAGGAGUUCACAUAUCACGUAUCCAGUCAUUAACAUUAGAUAAUAUUGGAACAUCUCAGCUUUUACUUGCCCGAGUGAUGAGUAAUGCUGGUUUCAAUGAUGUCGUUGAAGCAACCCUUAGUCAAUCCCGAAAACCUACGCCUCUAAGUUCCAUGGAAGAGAGGUACGAAUUCAUUCGUAGUAAAUAUGUGGACAGAAAAUUUGCCAUCCGGACGUGCUCAGACGAGAAUGACUUGAAGAAUGAUCUAGAAUGUGCUGUAACUUCCAAGCAUUUAUAUCAGUUGCUUCAAGCAUUUGUGGAAGGUGUAGAUUUAACCUGUGUUUUACCUAAUAGUGCAAUAGGAGAGACAAGUUUACAAGUUGCUGUUUCACAAGAGGAUGGUUCUUCUUUACACAUUGUAGAUUUUUUAGUCCAGAAUAGCUCAAGUCUCGACAAGCAGACCGAGGACGGAAGUACAGCUCUUCACUUGUGUGCUCAACGAAACCGGUCAGAAUGCAUGAAACUUCUACUGCGAAGCGGUGCUAACCCACAAAUCGAGAACCGGGAAGGAAAGACUCCCCUCGACAUUGCCAAAGAGAAAGAGUUUCAUACCUGCAGGGAACUACUGGAACAUGCCAUUCAGAACAAAAAAACACUGUUUGAGAAUGUAAGCAUUGACUGGGGCCUUUCCCAAGAAGAUGGCUCGACAGACUUCAGUGAUGAAGAUGGUGAUGAAAAGGGUGGUCAAAUAACUCCUGAGCACAUGAACCGCUCUCGACCAUCCAGCGUAGUGGGUAAUGAGUCUCCCACUAGCAGGUCUAGCACUAUUAGUGAAACAAUAAAGCAAAGUCCGCUAGUAACACCACGCUCAAUGCCUCCUCCACCUCCACCUCAAAAUAAAAAACCUUUCAUCCCAGGUUUGAGUUCGCAUGGUAGUAUGAAGAAGCGUGCGGCGCCCCCGCCUCCAUCCCAAAUAGACAGUCCUGCCACACCCUGCCAUUCCCGUACUCCUUCUGAUCCAGGACUUUCCCAAUCCCCUACCGGGAUCAUACAUCGGAGAAACCAUUCCACUGACCUUGUGUCCUUGCGCCCUCAUUCCAUCAACUAUUCCAGUUCCUCUUCCUCCGUAGACAACAGUAGCAUCAAUCACUGGUUCCAGACGAAUUCUCCUGCACCAGGUGCCAAACAGCUGCUGCCAAAGACUUGUGAAUUUCCUGUGCUCAAAAGUGUAGAAAAAUCUAUUAUGUCUAAUACAGGAUCCCUACAAAGGCCAAAAUGUCCACCACCUCCCACACCCCCAGUUGCUAGUACUGAUGCUUUGGAAACAUUAAGCAAUGGUCAGUCUACUGACAGUUUGCCUCAGUCAUGUGACUCAAACAGUAGUCAAAGUCAAACACCCGUACCUCCACCACGGAAAAGACACGAUCCCAUAAAAUUGAGGCGGUGCCGAGCUCUGUACGAUUGUGAUGCGGACAGAGAAGACGAGCUCUCUUUCAAAGAAGGUGAAGUCAUCAUCAUUAUCAGUGAAAUAACGGAUGAUGACGACUGGAUGGAGGGCAUGAUAGAGGGUCAAACGGAGAGGCGGGGAGUUUUCCCUUCAAGCUUUGUACAUGUUCUAAAAGAAUGAUUGAUAUAGGAAGUCCAGGUGAUAACAUGAAAGUUAGUCUUCCGUUGUUUGUGGCUCUGCCCUUCGCACAAACCAGACAGUUCUUCCUACUUCAAAAAAAAACAAACAUCCUUCUUUAAACAGAUUCUGAUUUAAAGGAACUUAAGAGUUGGUAAAUUGCAAAAAUAUAUUACCAUAAUAUCAGUAUUUUCCAGUAAAUACAUGUUUUUGCAUCACUUAUCCACUACUUUCCUGAUUGCUUGCUCAAAUUUUGAUUUCAAUUUUGAUACUAUAGUAUUUUAUUUCGUAGACUAGAUUGUUUUAUUUAUUGUGUGAUUAACUAGAGUCCUGUGGCAAAAUUUUCUCGAGCUUUCUGCGACUUACCUUUCUAAUUUUAAUAUCUUUCUGCAAGAUACUAAUAAAAAUAACAAAUAUGCAUGUUGCUAAUUCAAAGUAACAGAAACGUCAACUUCAAAAAAAAAAACUAUUUCAAAUUAAGUAAUUUUUUAAAAAAAUAGUAAUAUUUUAAUAUUAUGGGCGUUAUUCUAGUAUUUUGUAGGGGAAAAACACACUGAUUAUUCAUUCUCCUUUUCGUAUAUUGUAAAUCGUCAUCACAUUUAAAAAAUUCAUGAAAUCCAUAGCAGAAAAAGAU
Messenger RNA from Parasteatoda tepidariorum (common house spider), 3829 nucleotides. It is a transcript of the gene Asap, whose product is annotated as ArfGAP domain of ASAP. The record is from RefSeq and is a predicted model, not a curated record. Gene Ontology annotation, biological process: positive regulation of GTPase activity. Gene Ontology annotation, molecular function: protein binding; GTPase activator activity. Lineage: Eukaryota; Metazoa; Arthropoda; Arachnida; Araneae; Theridiidae. Gene Ontology annotation, cellular component: cytoplasm.